UCGUGUUAUUUUUUUUUCAUCGCGGGAUCUGCGUGUCGUGUGCGUGUGGUGAAAAACGAUGUGCCUCGGUGUGCGCAGAUCGCCGGGCGAAGGGCGGGCUGCCGUGCUCGGCGACGGAGGGCACGCUCCGAGAGGUUGGUUUCGCUCCCUUGGUUUCAGGGUUGCAGUUACCAAUGGGGCUACAGGAUUGCAUAUGUGCAACAGUGUAUUUUCUCCUUGUGGAGAGAUUGUUGUUGUGCGGAUAAUGGAAGAUCAUAAUGGCCUUUCAAAGGUGGCUGAUAUCACCGAUCCCUAUGAAUCAGCUGUUAUUUCACUACCUUCAGCUGUCAAUAAACUCUUACUUCAUAUUCUGCAUCUUGGAAUUGGCACUCGAUACGAUAUUGACAUCCAUUGCGUAAAGAGCCUCAAUGAACUUCCUGAGUCAUCUGCUGUUGCCGUCCUUAAUCAGGCGUGCAGUUGUGUCACUUUUUGAUAUCAGGUGGAGAUAAACACAAUAAAGGAGACUAUUUUGCUUCAUUAAUUGCUAAGCACCAGGCUCCAACGGUCCAACCUUUGGCUUAGUUCACACGUUACAUGGUACCACUUAUUUGCCAAGAAAUUCUGAAGAUUAUGACUACACGGCAUCCGGGAGCACUAGAUACAGCUCUACGGGCCAUUAUCCUUCCUCCUAUUAUGUUGAUGAUCCACCAGUGUCUCAGUCAAGGAUUAGAAGAUACGCUGAAGAAAGACCCACCAUGGUACGCAACGCGGAACCAAGGCCUCGACGAGAAGAAAUAGCUAGCAUCAGACGAUACCCAGAAUCAACAUUAGUGCAUGAAUCGAGACACAACACUGGAAAACAUCUUGAUCAAAGAUACAUGCAAGAACGGAGCUCAAAUAUUGAAAGGUCACCUGAAGAUGUUUUGUCUAGGGAAAGAAGAUUCUGCCUGCUGCAGGGUACAACACAGACGUAGGCCUGGAAUUCCGCUCCAGGUCUUCUGCUGAACGCCAACAAGUAAGGUUUGAUCCCUUCACGGGGGAGCCCAUCAGGCCAGAACCAAACCAGCGGCGCUCAGGAAGCUUGUACUGAUCGAUUGGCUGAAGCGACACUGGAUAUGUCUGAUAAGAUCAUGUUCCUGAAGCGAAGCUAGAUCUGGAUGUGUUCUUAUCUGUUAAGUGCCUCAGUGAGCUGUUGCUUUGAAGCCUGCAUAUCGAGUUCCCGAGCCCUAAUGCAUGGACUAGCAUGUUUUAUUUAUGUUCGAUAUGUCAUCUUGGUACUUAAUGUCAGAGGGACUUUUGUGCCUACGUCGUAUAAAUACUAUGGUCGAUAAAACAUCCAAGAAUACAAUGCUUUUGUUGGUAUUUUCUUGUGAUAAUAAAGUAGUAGGGCCAGUGUGGAACCGCAAAUGCUACGUGCAUUGCAAGUGCUCUUUUGCCGAUUCUUCU
Phragmites australis (common reed) is the source of this 1425-nucleotide messenger RNA. RefSeq lists its product as uncharacterized. The record is from RefSeq and is a predicted model, not a curated record. The transcript is spliced from 7 exons. Lineage: Eukaryota; Viridiplantae; Streptophyta; Magnoliopsida; Poales; Poaceae. Bases 59 to 472 code for a protein of 137 amino acids.